CCAAAGGCCACCUCGGCAGGUGCCUGUUUUUCCAGACCCAGGUCAGGCACAAGCUCCUCAGGCACAAAGGGCUGGGCAGUUGGGUCAAAGGGUUUAGCAUUUGGGUCGAAAGGUUUUGCUGUAGGGUCGAAGACCGGAGCAUUGGGGUCCAGAAAGGGUAUCAAAGGGUCAAAGGAUGCUACAUUGGGGUCAAAUGGCUUUGCAUUGGGGUCAAAGGAUGGCACAUCAGGGUUAAAGAUGGGUGCUGUGGGCUGGAAGGGGGGUGAGUUUGGGUCCAGCGUUGGUUUGAGUGGAUCGAACGGUUUGGCAGUUGGAUCCAGAAGUGCGAAAGGUUUAGCGUUGGGGUCCAGGCUGGAGGGCUGGUCCGAGGCUCCAGGAGAGGGUGUCUGCUCUGCUCCGGCCGGGCGGGGGGACGUGUGGAAGGGACACUCCUCACAGUCAGGUAUCAAACAUACAGGUGUUCCCGUCACCAGCUCCGAGCUCGGGACCUCCCCCGGCCUGUCCCCAAACUGUAGGUCAUCCGGUCUUUUGGGUAUGUCUAUCCCUUCCACUGUUGGUGCCUGUCCGAAAUCCAGAGCAGUCCCACCGUUGAUUUCCCCAGGCACCGGCAUGUCCCCCAUCAUGGGCACCACUUGGUCUGGAUCCACAGGCUGGCCAAACCCUGCCUGGAAUUGUGCCUGUCCAAAGUCCAUUCCUUCAAAUUCCAUCGGCUUCUGAACCUCCUCAACUCCCUUUCCUUCUUCCUCUGCCAUCGUUGAGCUCUCUGCUGGUGUUUUACUCUUCUCCAAUCAGUUU
Messenger RNA from Branchiostoma belcheri (Belcher's lancelet), 795 nucleotides. RefSeq lists its product as uncharacterized. Lineage: Eukaryota; Metazoa; Chordata; Leptocardii; Amphioxiformes; Branchiostomatidae. The record is from RefSeq and is a predicted model, not a curated record. The transcript has a single exon. The annotation marks the transcript as partial.